GCAGUUAUAAUAGUAAUGAUGUGUGUGCUCUACCUGCAGGCAGUACUGUUGUCGCUGGUGGCUCUGGCCCUAGCUCGCCCCGGCUACCUCGGCUACCCCUACUCGCUCUCCACGCAGUACCACGCCCAGGACGCGCUGGGACAGUACAGCUAUGGCUACGCCGGCGGUCCGUCAGCCAAGAGCGAGGUGAAGUCCUGGGACGGCGUCACCCGCGGUGGAUACUCGUACGUGGACGCCGAGGGCAAGCUGCAGUCCGUCUCCUACACCGCCGACCCCGUGAACGGCUUCCGAGUGGCCGCCACCAACCUGCCCAAGGCUCCCGCCCCUGUGGAGUCGGCGCCACUGGUGGCCCCCGAGCCCGUGCAGGACACCCCUGAGGUGGCGGCCGCCAAGGCUGCCCACCUGGCCGCCCUGGCCGGCGUGCCGACGCCCCUGGCGGCUCCCGAGCCCGUCAAGGACACCCCUGAGGUGGCAGCUGCCAAGGCCGAGCACCUGGCCGCCGUGGAGAGGGCUGCUGUGGCCGCAGCUGCCGCCCCCGAGGUGCCGCUGUCGCUGUACUCCGGCCUGCCGCUCGGCGCCGGCUUCGCCUACUCCAGCGUGGCCCCCGAGCCCUACCUGUACCGCGCCGCGCCCUGGUGGCGCAUCCCUAGCGAGUACUGGACCACCAGCAGCGCUAGACACCGCAGCAUGAGCACCCUGGCUGGUGGCUGUGGCCCUAGCUCGCCCCGGCUACCUCGGCUACCCCUACUCGCUCUAGCAGUUAUAAUAGUAAUGAUGUGUGUGCUCUACCUGCAGGCAGUACUGUUGUCGCUGGUGGCUCUGGCCCUAGCUCGCCCCGGCUACCUCGGCUACCCCUACUCGCUCUCCACGCAGUACCACGCCCAGGACGCGCUGGGACAGUACAGCUAUGGCUACGCCGGCGGUCCGUCAGCCAAGAGCGAGGUGAAGUCCUGGGACGGCGUCACCCGCGGUGGAUACUCGUACGUGGACGCCGAGGGCAAGCUGCAGUCCGUCUCCUACACCGCCGACCCCGUGAACGGCUUCCGAGUGGCCGCCACCAACCUGCCCAAGGCUCCCGCCCCUGUGGAUUCGGCGCCACUGGUGGCCCCCGAGCCCGUGCAGGACACCCCUGAGGUGGCGGCCGCCAAGGCUGCCCACCUGGCCGCCCUGGCCGGCGUGCCGACGCCCCUGGCGGCUCCCGAGCCCGUCAAGGACACCCCUGAGGUGGCAGCUGCCAAGGCCGAGCACCUGGCCGCCGUGGAGAGGGCUGCUGUGGCCGCAGCUGCCGCCCCCGAGGUGCCGCUGUCGCUGUACUCCGGCCUGCCGCUCGGCGCCGGCUUCGCCUACUCCAGCGUGGCCCCCGAGCCCUACCUGUACCGCGCCGCGCCCUGGUGGUGACCGGCCGCCGCGACUGCGACUGCGACUUGUGACCGGCGACUGGUGACUGGUAUCUGGUGACUGCGACUGGCGACCAGUGACUAGUAUCUGGUGACCAGUAACUGUGACUGGAGGCGCCAAACAUUUAUACUUUUAUGCAGCUGCCUUUUCCUGUGUCUUUAAAUCUGAAGUCUGUUUAUGUAUGAUACUCUGUGAUGUAUUAUUUUGUAU
Molecule: messenger RNA, 1608 nt
Organism: Bacillus rossius redtenbacheri
Lineage: Eukaryota; Metazoa; Arthropoda; Insecta; Phasmatodea; Bacillidae
Exons: 3
Coding region: 16-1398 (460 amino acids)
Cellular component (GO): chitin-based extracellular matrix
Molecular function (GO): structural constituent of chitin-based larval cuticle
Source: RefSeq, a predicted model, not a curated record